Rosa rugosa (rugosa rose) is the source of this 1274-nucleotide messenger RNA. RefSeq lists its product as uncharacterized. Bases 161 to 994 code for a protein of 277 amino acids. Lineage: Eukaryota; Viridiplantae; Streptophyta; Magnoliopsida; Rosales; Rosaceae. The transcript is spliced from 5 exons. Gene Ontology annotation, biological process: transcription initiation at RNA polymerase II promoter. Gene Ontology annotation, cellular component: transcription factor TFIIE complex. The record is from RefSeq and is a predicted model, not a curated record.
ACCAAGUUAAUCUAUUUGAGUCGAUAAACAACAUAGAGCUUCUAUUCUUCUCCCUAAUUCCUACGAGUCUCUGUGUUCGAUUUCCGACAAAGAAAAACCCUAAAUCCAUAUAUAUAUAUAUAUCCACUCUGUCCUCCCAUCGAAGCUUGUUUUGGGCAGGAUGGCAUUGCAAGAAAGCUUAGAUAGAUUCAAGAAGCAGCAAGAGAAGUGCCAGUCGACCUUGACGAGCAUUGCCUCUAAAAAGGCUGCAGCAAACCCCAGAGCUGUUCCCGUGGCAGCUGCUAGGGCUCCUGCUCCACCUAUCAAAUUUUCAAAUGAUACAGAGAGACUCCAACACAUUAAUAGCAUAAGGAAAGGUCCAGUUGGAGCUCAGAUCAAGCGUGUUAUAGACCUGCUUCUAGAGACAAGGCAGGCCUUUACUCCAGAGCUAAUUAAUGAAGCAUGUUAUGUUGAUGUGAAUGCCAACAAAGCUGUCUUUGACAGUCUGAGGAAUAACCCAAAAGUUCACUAUGAUGGGAAGCGCUUUUCUUAUAAGUCCAAGCAUGCCCUGAAGGACAAAAAUCAACUCCGGUCCUUAAUACGGAAAUUUUCAGAGGGCAUACCUGUCAUUGAUCUGAAGGAUUCAUACCCAACUGUGAUGGAGGAUUUGCAGGCUUUGAAAGCUGCGGGUGACAUAUGGCUACUUUCGAACUUCGAUUCACAAGAGGACAUUGCUUAUCCAAAUGACCCCAGGUUGCCUUCUACUAAGGUGGAUGAUGAGCUUAAACUUUUCUUCAGGGGGAUUGAACUGCCUCGUGAUAUGCUGGACAUAGAGAGGGAUCUUCAGAAGAAUGGUAUGAAGCCGGCCACAGACACUGCAAAGAGGAGGGCCGUGGCCCAGAGUCAAGGCAUUCAAGCCAAAUCCAAGCCCAAGAAGAAGAAGAAUGAGAUCAGCAAGAGGACCAAGUUGACCAAUGCCCAUCUUCCAGAGCUUUUCAAGGAUUUGAAAGGCUAGCUGAAGCCAUUACUGCAAUGGCAAUACACUGAUGGUUCUGUGCAGAGAUACAAAUAUCCAACUUGUUGUCGCAAGAAUUACAUUAAUAGGAAUGGUAAAUUUUGGAUCAUAGCAUUUACAAUCUCCACUGGAUUUCAUAUUAUGUAUGCCUCAUUCAUGCAAAACCAAUGGAUUGUGGAAUUUGAUCUGUGACUGUAAUGCACUCGUAUGUAUUUGACAUUUGACAUUCUCAAAAGAUAAAAUAAAGACAUGACAAAAGGUGGUGGUGUUUAUGUUGAAA